UCAGAGAAAUUAAAUCACUUCCUUUGUAGGUUUAGCACUGCUUUAGAAACAUCACUCGUCAUUCUAAAAAAAACACAUCUCAUCGGUGAAGGUGAAUAAUGGAGUUAGAUACUGUUUAUGAAAAUGUUGAUCAAAAACAUAUUAAGGACACAAGUGGACCUCAAAUACACAGACGUGAUGAAGGGCAAGCUCAAAAGCAAAGAGGAAGUAGGUGUUUGGAGUUGAUGACAGUGUGUCUCGGGAUCAUUUGUGUUGUUCUGCUGGUCUUCAUCAUACUGCAGCACAUCUCCAUCACAGAAGAGAGAGAGGCAGCUUCUAAAAAAAGUGUUUUUUUCAUAUACAAUGAGUCAAAGAACUGGUCUGACAGCAGGAAGUACUGCAGGGAUCGAGGAACUGAUCUGGUCAUUAUCGACACUGAAGAGAAGCAGAAGUCCAUAUCUUCAUUCAUCAAGGAGAGAGUGUGGAUUGGUUUGUCUGACAUUAAGAACGAGGGCAGAAUGAAAUGGGUGGAUAAUUCACCACUGAAACAAGGGUUUUGGCUCAAAGGUGAGCCAAAUAACUUGGCUCGAGAUGAGGACUGUAUUGAACUGAAUCCUGAAAAUCCAACCCUGAACAACUGGAAUGAUCUCCCGUGUUCAUAUACGAUAAAAUGGAUUUGUGAGAAAUAAAUUUAGUCUUAUCAUGCAUAGUCUUAUCAACUUGUAUUAUCUUACCGAAUCAUUCUUGCUAUACCAGUUUGGGGUUUUUUUUAUCCCAAGGGCUGGGUAAAUCUUAUAGGACAGAACACAAUUUUAGCCAGGAAAAUUGGGUUGUUUGUUCGACCCAGCAUAAUGGGUUGAUUUAUUUUUUACUAUAAAACUAGCUUAUUUUUUACUUCACACACUUAAAAAAAUGCUACCUUAAAUUAAGUACAUUCAACUUGGCUAUUUAAGCGAUUCUAAAUGUGGCUAUUAAACCUUUGAGGUUCAUUCUCAUGUGAUACGCAGCAUGUUUGAACUUCCAGAAGAGGUUGUUCUUGUACGUCAUUCAUGUUCAGUUGAGCUUCUGUAUUACACACUUCCGUAUUAUUUGUCAGAAAUGCACUUUAUUAAGAUUAUAUUGACAUUAUAAGAUUAUAUUGACUGUUAAUUAAAAGUGACAUUAUCAGAAA
This is a messenger RNA of Megalobrama amblycephala (Wuchang bream), 1150 nucleotides long. Its product is annotated as C-type lectin domain family 4 member E-like. The record is from RefSeq and is a predicted model, not a curated record. Lineage: Eukaryota; Metazoa; Chordata; Actinopteri; Cypriniformes; Xenocyprididae. The transcript has 5 exons. Gene Ontology annotation, cellular component: external side of plasma membrane. Gene Ontology annotation, biological process: biological process involved in interspecies interaction between organisms. Gene Ontology annotation, molecular function: fucose binding; D-mannose binding. Bases 99 to 668 code for a protein of 189 amino acids.